CGAGCUGUACGCUUCCAUUAAUGUACUUACACCCCGUGUGAGACAGAGCUGACACGGGCGGCUACCUGCCUCCCAUUGCCGCCUGUCAUGUGGCGAUGAUGUGCUGUACACGACCUCAGUGCGUACUCAUUCUUCAUCGGCAACGGCUAGGGAGGAGACCGCUCAGGGAGCGCUAAGAACCGGGCUACUUUCCCCAUCACAUCGGCACGUAUCAUCCGUCAACUUCGUAUAUAAGCACUUGUAAAAACAGCCUUGGGAAAGUAGCUGGCGUCCUUGUCGACAUUGUAGCUGGGCGUGCCUACGUUUGAUCGCAAUAGGAAAGAUAUUUGGCGGGGAUAACAUUUGUGUUGACAUCAAUUCAAGGCGUACCUGAACCUCCCGGGCACUGACGUGUUGGGGAAGGGCGGCGGUGGUGGCGCUAACAACCGGCGGGGACAAGGUGAAGGAGGCCCGGCAGUAGAACGAUGAGGAUCCGGCACGUCACGCUACUGGUGGCCGCAGUCUUCCUGGGCGGCAUCAGUGUCACCUAUGUCCUACUGGAGCUGGAGUUAUCAAGAACACCACUUCAACAUCUUCAAAUGGAAGCAUCCCCCAUCCAUCAACGUCCGCUUCUCUGCUCGUCCAAUAAACGCUCAAUUCGCCCUGUCAAUCAAACCAAGCACGCGGUACUUGUGGGCGGAGCCAGUUUCAUGGGGUAUCACCUCACUCUACAGCUGCUGGAGUCCAGGAACUACGUCACUAUUGUGGACGACGCGGACUCAACUUUAGACCACUCCCUGAAAAGGGAACGUCUAAGACGCCUUGAAGAUUUAUCAGAUCACAAGUUAAGAAUCAUAAGAAAUAAUGCCUGCAGUCACAAAUCCUUAGAAGAGUUGUUCAAGACUGCAACAUUUUCAAUAACCCAUGUGGUCUUCUUUUCUCCACUGGAUUGUCACAAUGACAUAUCUACACCCAAACCUUCCAGUCAUGUACACGCGGCCUUAGUGUGCUUCACAAUGCUGCUGGGGCUUCUGAAGGACUCUCCAAGCGUGAACCUUCUUGUUAUCUGGAGCAAGAACUAUCCCUUUCAUCACAUUUUCAAUGAACCACGUACGAAGCUGUCUAUGAGCUGGCUAUCACUUGACUCGGUUCUGGUGGAAGGUUUGAAAGCAGCCGCUAUCGUGUACCACAACAUCUAUGGACACAGCAUCACUGGGCUGGAGCUAUCAGAAGUUUACGGGCCUUACGGUGACGGGUCUUGCUCAGUCAUACACAGAACGGUUGUUGAAAGAUUACAUCACCGUCUAAAAUGUCGUCCGAUGGUCGUUGCUAGGCAACACAGAGCGGGAAACCCGUCAGAAGUGCGUGACUUCUUGCACGUUACCGAUGCUGCUAGGGGCAUGGCUCAAGUCUUAGACCUGGACGAUUCCUGCGCCUUCUAUAGUGCCGAAGGAGGACUGAAGGCAAGCUCUUGGGAAAUGCGAGUUUACGUUACAGCUUUCCUGGACAGCUGGAAUAUAGACUCAAACUUGCCAUUUUCAGAUGCCAAACCAAACGACGUCUGGCCUAUACCGGGUUCGGGUGAUGUCGCUCCCCAAAACGUGCCAUAUGACAAUAUCCCAGGAUUUCAAUCAGAAAUACAGCUAGAUCAAGGCAUACAGUCAUAUCUUCAUUGGUUCGAAAGUCAUUCAAACGGAAAAUGCAGUCAGCGAUCAACGGACGUCAUUCUAGCGACGUAUUUCGUCGGCAGACAACGCCAACAGCACAGAAAUAGUCGUCAAAAGAAGCCCGGCAGAUUUGAGUACAUGAAGAAUUGGUACUGGAGCGUUAUUGACAGAAGAAUAAGCGCUGUAGUCUUCCAUGACAGCCUGGAAUCGGAAUUUGUAAAUCGUGUUGAAAAUGGGUUUGUCUCUUUUCAAAGAACGGAAGCUCACUUCAGAUGGAACGCAACUGCAAAGUAUUACGUGUACUUGAGAUAUCUGAAAGAAAACUCUCGCAUCUCUCGCGUGAUAUUAACAGAUAUUUCUGACGUAAGGUUUCAGAAGAACCCGUUUGAGUUGAUGGACUUGAUGGGUGAUCAACUGUAUGUUGGCACUGAUGUGGACACGUUUCCGAAUAUAGCGGCCAUGGGAUGGCUACGGAAACGGUUAAGCAGCUGCUUUAACGACGGCUUUAGGCACGGAUCUGAUAUACCUACCAUCAAGAGCCGCUAUAAUGUUUAUAAUGCCGGCGUUAUAGGCGGCUCGCGGGAGCUAAUGCUGCAAUUUCUGGAAAAGCUGGUCGCCAUUUUGGAUCAGACGACGUCUGGGGUAAAUUGCAACUUAGCUGCGGUGAACUAUGUUCUACAUGGGCACUUUGAUGGCAACAUCUACCCUGGGUUUCCGUGGACUAGUAGGUUUCUCAGGAAGCAGAAAUCUCCUAAAGGCGUUUAUAUCAUCCAUAAAUGAGAAAAAUCUUCCGAAAAUAAUUUCAUCAGGUUGGUGGAAUAUAGGAUAUAUGAGAAUUCUUG
Molecule: messenger RNA, 2488 nt
Organism: Branchiostoma floridae (Florida lancelet)
Lineage: Eukaryota; Metazoa; Chordata; Leptocardii; Amphioxiformes; Branchiostomatidae
Product: UDP-glucuronate 4-epimerase 6-like
Exons: 4
Coding region: 465-2426 (653 amino acids)
Biological process (GO): D-xylose metabolic process
Cellular component (GO): cytoplasm
Molecular function (GO): UDP-glucuronate decarboxylase activity; NAD+ binding
Source: RefSeq, a predicted model, not a curated record